Aphanomyces astaci is the source of this 2580-nucleotide messenger RNA. RefSeq lists its product as hypothetical. The coding region runs from base 1 to 2580 and encodes 859 amino acids. NCBI's taxonomy places the organism in Eukaryota, Oomycota, Saprolegniomycetes, Saprolegniales, Verrucalvaceae. The record is from RefSeq and is a predicted model, not a curated record. The transcript has a single exon.
AUGCUCUACCCCAACCUGGCUGCAUGGACCCAUGGACGGGCUGUCACCCAGGCCGAUCAACACGAAAAUGGGGGUUACUCGUCCGACGACUCCCGCAACUCGGAAUGCUCGGAUGCGUCCCUCGCGGGUAGGCCUCGCACGACGCGUGGUAAGCGGCAACGACGCACAUGGACGCCGAGGCGUACCACAUUCAUACCGGCACGUACGGACACCGACGUUGCGGUACAGGCCGAAAUCCGCAGACGCGAGGACUUCGCUAGCGGCACAUACAUUGGGGACCCGCUUCAUGGCCGUAGGCAGGACAACAACAUCCGGAUCGCCUCCACCAACAUUAACAAACAGACAUGGCCGAAAAUGCACGAAGAGAUCGCGAACUGGUUUCUCGCCAACGCUAUAGACGUAUUGUUCAUGGCAGACUCGGACUGGGGCGCACGUGCGGGGUCACAGGUCUGGACGGCACAACAACAAGGCGGACCAGCCCCCGGGCUUAUCAUCUUUGGACACGGCCGAGUGGCGAUGGUUUUCCUACGGGAGCGCUGGACGGCGCGCAUCGACCGCAGGGCAAUACAAUACUCCCCGUCUGGACGCAGCCUCAUGGUGCCGGUCCGCCUGGGUCAGGUCGGACUGAUAUGGUUCCUGGGGACCUACGGUCACGAUAACCCACACACCUGUAUGGACGCCGUCCGUCUGGAAUGGGAAUGGCUGUCUGAUUGCAAUGACCGAGCCAACGCAGCACGGGCAAUCGUUAUUGCUGGUGGCGACUGGAACACCUACGGCACCAGCCCACACGACCGCCGGAACCCGGAAACACGACCGGCGAACGCGUACGCGACCGGGCAGGAAUUCGAACAGUGGUUGCACGCCAACCAGUGGGUUUCUACAUUCCGCCUGCGGUGGCCCGACCUAGACCGGCACACAUACCAACGCGCCAACACGGCCACGACACUGGACGACAUAUUCAUUAACACACGAGCAGCGUGGAAAGUCACGGGGGCUGGUAUCUGGCUCGACUCCAUCCACUCCAGUGAUCACGUCGGCACCCCGGUCGUAGAGCUGCGACUCGAUACUUCAGAACGCUCACGACAUCGGUUACAGGACGUACAAGCGAUCAAGGGUGUCAAUACACGCCGUAUUACGCCUACGGAACUUGCGCGCUUCGGCCCCUACAUCACCGAUACUAUCCGAACAGGGGCUGUACCGAAGCUCAUCCCACCGUGCAGCUCCGAGCAGCCGGACGAGGUGACAGCUUGGUUGGAACUGGCCCUGAGUAACGUUACACAUAUCCUGUACCGCGGGGCGGCACUGCUAUGGGGCGAAACAUCACAAACGCGGACGACAAUCCACCGCGAUAUCUGCGUCAAACGUACCAUCCGGUGUAACGGCCACUGGCGCCACAUCAUGAGGCAGCACGCCGGGGCGCCGUUGGAGGCCAACGCCAUCAUCCUGGCGGUCCGAGGGAUAGAAUGGCCAAAGUGGGUGAUCGACCCCCUAGCCGCCCCAGAGGACAGCCCACACCGUACCGGCGCCACUCAAAUCCGGGAAUGGAAAGACCGGCCUCCGGAACAGGCCUCGGACAUUAACGCAUGGCAAAAUUGGCUACUUGAGGGCUUCGCAAUCUGGAAACGCACAUGUCGCACACGACGCAACUGGAGGGACACCCAACGGCGGGUACGGCGCACGGCCAACCAUCAAGCCGCCUUUAGCACCGGCCGUAUGAGGUCAUUUAUUCGGCAAGUAACCGGGCCGGCACUUCCCCCGGUCCAUAUCAAGAGCGUGAUGAUCAGGGACGCCAACGACCAAACACGUUACAGCGAACGCCGCCGGGACGUGGAAGCCGGUCUACGGGCUACCUUGGAUAACUGGAUACCGGCGAACGAACGCACCACGCGACCGACUCACCUGGACACGUGGGACGUACGUGACGGUCCGUCAGCACCCCGUUUUAUUCGGGAGUGGCUCGUGGACGAUAUGGCCCAACCACCGCCGAUCCACCAUGCUUUUCUCCACAAUGGAAAGUGCACGUGGGAUGCGUAUCGCUACGACGCUGACUGCCAGGCGCAAUGCGAUCGGACGCUUCGACGAGGCGUCUCACCCGGUUUUGGCGGCGUCAGCCAGGAACUCUGGAUAGCCGCCCCGCCGGCCAUCCGGGAACGAGAAAGCCUUAUCAUCAAUACUAUCCUUCGCACGGGCCUCGUCCCACCAUCACUCAAACGCAAGCAGAUGAUUUUUCUGCCCAAGGCGGCCACGGCGCACGGUGUCGUCGGCCUCGACCCUGGUAGCCCACCAUGGCGGCCAAUCACCGUCCAGAGUGCAUUUGCAAGCCGCGUCUUCACGGUUAUACGGAACUAUAUCGGUCCACAACUACCGAACGAGGAGCUACAACACGGUUUUCAGCGCCACCGGACGGUACACGACGCUGCAAUACUCACAACGCUACUGCUUGAACGGGCGCAGCGCAAGGGCCAUGAACUCUUCCUCGUAUCGAAGGACUGCCUGAAAUGCUACGAUCGUGUGCCCGGAUGGGUAAUGGAGUACGUGUACCUUCAAAACUUGGCAUUCCCGCAACGCCACGACGCCUAA